Molecule: messenger RNA, 2147 nt
Organism: Pogona vitticeps (central bearded dragon)
Lineage: Eukaryota; Metazoa; Chordata; Lepidosauria; Squamata; Agamidae
Source: RefSeq, a predicted model, not a curated record
AGCCAGAGAGCUCCUGAAAUUGACCAGCCCCCGACUCCACGUCACGUUGCGAAAGAGACAAAACGGAGCACGCCUCAGUCAAACCGGAUCGUGCCACCGGAUCGACGGCAGACAGGCAGGAAGGAAGGAAGAAAGACUCCCCACUCUUGGAAAUAUUUCGCUGUUUCCACGUUUUGGUGAAGAGGGGGAGGAGAUAGCGAGAGACCCCCCGAGUUCUUGGCCGCCCCCGUAUUCCCACGACCCCAGGACCCGGGUCCUGCCCUCGGGGUCCCUCCUUGGAUGUUUGGACGCCAAACGCGGGCGAAGCGCGACCUGUCCGCGUCCUGAUCGGUUUCAGCACCUCGGAGAGCGCCGGUUUCGGGCAGGCGGCCAUGGCCACGAGCGUGCAGGGCCGCGAGAAGCAGCUCUUCGAGAAGUUCUGGCAAGGGACCUUCAAAGCGGUGGCCACCCCGAGGCCCGGCAGCAUCAUCGUGGCCAGCAUCACCUCCCGCAAGCCCCGGGCCAGCACUGAAGCAUCCGGCUGCCUGUCACUUCCAACCGGUGAGAAACCCCUGGAAGGUCUCCAUCCAGCUCAAGAGACCUCGAACAGCAAUGGCUGUGCGAGGCUAAAAGACAGCGAGGUGCACCUCAGGAAUAAAUCACACAGCCUAUCCUGCAAUGAGGAAUCUACUCUACCUCCUAUCAAGGGGAAGAAAAAGAAAAAGAAAUCUACUCGGAAGAAGAGAAGGAGGUCUCCAUCCUGCAGCCUCUCCCCUCUGAAGAAGAAGAAGAAAAAGAAGCAUUCCAAAAAAAGGAAAAGGAACAGAUUAUCUUCGAAGAAAAGAAGACACAGUUCUUCAAGCCCAAAAAGCAAAAGGAAGGAAGAUCGCAAACACAAGAAACACUCUCGUGGCCGAUCUCAAAAAUCUCACCGCCACCACCAUCACCGCCGCCGCCGCCACUGCCGUUCUGGCUCAGAGAGCACCAGUUCUCUCUCAGAGAGCUGUGGAAGCAGGCCAAGAGCCCGAUACCGCGAAAAGGGGCAUAAAACGAGAUGGAAGCGCUCACGGCGCUCCUUGAAGAGUGCUCGAAAGCCAGACGCUGCUGCAGAGGUGACUAACACCCCGUCCCUCAGCUGCCCCCUCCAGAACAACCGCUUCCCCUCCACCCAUGGAAUGAUAUCAAAGACUGGGGUUUCUGCUGACCUCUUUCAAAAAGCAGAAGGUCAGGUGGUCAACCCAGUCCAACGCAAUGGAGAACCCCAUGAAAACGACUCAGGAAAUGACACUUCUUCCCCGCCAUCCAAUCAGACAAGCACAUCAAGGUCAAAGGGCAAGCAAGAAGCCAGCUGCCCGGUUCAUGAUGACUUUGGCAAUACCUUCUCAUCUGCCAGCAGCGGAAGCAGCUCAGAUUCGGGAAAUUCCUUCACCAGCUGCUUUUCUCGGACAAAAGGAGCAACUCGGGAAGAUCCGGCUCCAUCUCUGCAAAUCCAAAGCAAGAAUCAAAGCAGGUCAUCUCCAGCGUCUAGACAGUCCCAUUCAUCGCAUCACAAGACGAAUCCCAGGUCCUCCCAAAGCAGAUCCUGUUCAUCAGAGACAAGAUCCUACUCGCGCUCCCCCAGCUACUCUUCCAAGUCAUGCAAGAGACGUUCCGAAAGCAGGAGCUCAAGGCAGCGACGGAGCCCCAGCUAUUCUCGGUAUAGCCCUAGCCGGGACCGUGAAGAGGAGGAUCACAAGUAUAGCUCCGGCAGAAAGGAGUCACACGGGCAUCACGGGCGACAGCGUCGCAAACAGUCUUACUCCCCUCUACGGAAGCGCCGGAGAGAUUCUCCCAGUCACCUGGAGGCACGGCGCAUAACAAGCGCCCGAAAACGCCCCAUCCCCUACUACAGACCAAGCCCUUCCUCCUCCUCUUCCAGCAGUAUGAGCACUUACUCCUCGUGGUACAGCUGUUACAGCCACUCGCCUGACCGGAGUCGCAGCUACUCCAGCAGCCGGACCAGCCGCAGCAGAAGCUGGAGCAGCGACAGCAGCAGCCGAAGCCCCAGCCGCAGCUCAGCGGCGAGGAACAGCUGGCGGAGCGGCAGCAGGAGCUCGGAGUCGGUGGGCAGCUACGAUAGCAUACGGCGUUAGCAGAGAACGUGCAGACGCGCUUGGAUGCCCUCUUAG